GAUUAUUUGUCUGGCAUCUGAAGAACACUGGAAUACGGCAGCUACCAUGCCGGUUUGUGCAUCUAUGGCAUGUAGCCAAUGACAGAUUGAUUACAUUUCAGUACUUUACCUUUCUCAAACGAAUGUAUGUAACGCAAUACAACAAAGACCUCAGCCAACGAGCCAAACCUAAAUCAGAUUCAGUGGCAUUUCCUUUUCGCGAGCUUCAGCAAUUGGAUCAAGAUAAAAAGAUUAUACACGAGAUUAGACGAAUUUCACCUGUUCAUCAACCUUUGUCUGAGACAUCAAGCAGAAAGGAGUUGAGAGAAAUGAAGUCAGCUGCAGAAACUGAAGACUCAGUCACACCAGUAAGGGCAGAAUCCAAAGACGACAGACAAUGGAAAGAGAUGAAGCUGCGGCUGGAUGAUUUGCCAGGAAUUUUGGCACGCUUGUCGAAAAUUAAGCUUACAGCUCUGGUUGUAAGCACCACAUCUGCUGGCUUUGCCAUGGCCCCAGUCCCUUUUGACCUGACCUGUUUCCUGCUCGCCUCCCUUGGAACUGGGCUGGCGUCCUGUGCUGCCAACUCCAUCAAUCAGUUCUUUGAGGUUCCGUUCGACUCAAAUAUGAACAGGACAAAAACCAGACCACUGGUGCGAGGACAGAUCAGCCCCCUGCUCGCCGUCUGUUUUGCCGCUUCCUGCGGAGUCCCCGGGAUCGCCCUGCUGACGCUGGGAGUAAACCCUCUCACCGGGGCCCUGGGAGCCUUCAACAUUUUCUUGUACACCUGUUGUUACACACCCAUGAAGAGGAUGAGCAUUGCCAACACAUGGGUGGGAGCCGUUGUCGGUGCCAUUCCCCCCGUCAUGGGCUGGACUGCGGCUACCGGUAGUCUCGACGCUGGUUACAACUUGCUCUUCGAGACCUCUUUUGCAAAGAGCUAA
Balearica regulorum gibbericeps (East African grey crowned-crane) is the source of this 920-nucleotide messenger RNA. NCBI's taxonomy places the organism in Eukaryota, Metazoa, Chordata, Aves, Gruiformes, Gruidae. The record is from RefSeq and is a predicted model, not a curated record.